Neohortaea acidophila is the source of this 1696-nucleotide messenger RNA. Its product is annotated as amino acid/polyamine transporter I. Gene Ontology annotation, cellular component: membrane. The transcript is spliced from 5 exons. Gene Ontology annotation, molecular function: transmembrane transporter activity. Gene Ontology annotation, biological process: amino acid transport; transmembrane transport. The record is from RefSeq and is a predicted model, not a curated record. Bases 77 to 1684 code for a protein of 535 amino acids. NCBI's taxonomy places the organism in Eukaryota, Fungi, Ascomycota, Dothideomycetes, Mycosphaerellales, Teratosphaeriaceae.
AUUCCCCUCCAUCUCUGCCUCUCUUCUCUCGUAUCUCGGCCAUGUCCGUGACAUUCAUAGCCCUGCACUCUACACAAUGUCGGCCGACACGAAAGUCAACGAAGCUUCACCGCCAGCCAUAACCGAGCACGUCAGCGACAGCGAAGCCCAGAGCGGAGACAUCAUCAAUGCUUCCGGCCACGUACAAGAGCUCCGUCGCCAAUUCUCCUUGCUCUCGUUAGCAGGCGUCGGGUUAGUAGUAGGUGAUGUGUGGCCGGCCCUCGGCGGCUCCAUCCUCGUUGCGCUGUAUAAUGGUGGUCCACCAGGUGUAUUAUACGAAUUCAUUGUCGUCUCUAUCUUUUACUGGAUCGUCGCUGCCAGCAUCGCCGAGCUCGCGUCUGCCAUUCCGUCCAGCGCAGGCGUUUAUCAUUGGGCUUCAAUCACCCCUGGACCGAAAUGGGGUCGUGUUGUAGGCUUCUUUGCUGGCUAUUGGAAUUGGCUGGCGUGGGUCUGGGGGGAGGCGUCGUUCACUUUGAUCUUUGCAAAUACGAUUGUUCAGAUGUACGCACUCAACCACCCUGGCUUCCAAGUGCAGCCGUGGCAGGUUUUCGUCACAUAUGUCAUUGCAACAUGGUCCGCUUGCGCCAUCGUCUGCACAUGUAACCGUGCGAUGCCCUACCUCAACCAAGUCGGCAUCUUUUUCGUGCUUGGGGGCUAUCUCAUCACCGUCGUUGUAGUCGCAGUAAUGCCCGGCCGCAACGGCCGCCCACCACACGCCACCUCCUCCUUCGUCUGGACGGAAUGGCGCGGCAGCGGCCUCGGCUACCCCUCCGGCUUUGUCUUCGUCGCAGGAAUGCUGAACGGCGCCUUCAGCGUCGGUACCCCAGACGCCACCACGCACUUGGCGGAAGAGGUGCCGUACCCUCAGCGCAACGUGCCCAUCGCCAUCGGCUUGCAAAUGGCCAUCGGCUUCCUCACAGGCUUUACUUACUUAAUCGCCAUCUUCUACGCGAUUCACGACUUUGACGCCCUUUUCGGCUCGCCGUAUCCGAUUGCGGAAAUCUACCGGCAGGCUACUGGCUCCGCGGCGGGGGCGACAGGUCUGCUCGCUCUCGUGCUCAUCUGCAUUGGAAUUGCCAUUGUCGGGCUCUACAUUACGUGCGGCCGGACGCUGUGGGCUCUCAGCCGCGACGGCGCAACGCCAUUCCCCAAGUUCCUCUCGCGCGUCUCCCCGCGCUUCGACAUGCCACUCAACGCCACGGUGGUGAACGCAAUUAUCGUGACAGCUCUGGGCGCCAUUUACGUGGGCAGCACAACGGCCUUCAACGCCUUUGUGGGCUCCUACAUCGUCAUGUCCAGCUCCUCUUACAUUGCCGCUAUCCUGCCGAAUCUGCUCACCGGCCGGAAGAACAUCGAAGUCUACGGCCCAUUCCACCUGCAAGGCGCGCUGGGCUUCCUCAUGAACGGUAUCGCAUGCUCGUAUAUGAUCGUCUGGUUCGUCAUCUAUUGCUUUCCGUACUCGCUGCCCACCGAUGCGCAGACGUUCAAUUACGCGUGCGUGCUGUGGUGCGGCUUUACGAUUUUCAUCGCUGCAUGGUGGUUUAUCGGCGCGCGGAAGGAUUACCGGGGCCCGCCGAUUGUGAGGCGGGGUGGGCGGGUGGUUGUUGCGGACACUGUGAAGGCGAUACAGGCGGAGACGAGGUGAUUCCUGGGCCAG